CGCAGAGAAGAGAGAAGAGAGAGAAGCACAUACAGACACAAUUAAUAUGGGUAUGGCUAUGGCUAUGGGAGAAAUUAGCUUUAUAGCCUUAUGUGGUGUAAUGCUGACAGGGGCCUGGGUGUUUUACUGGAUAUGGUGGAGGCCCAUGAAGGUGGAGAGGGGUUUGAAGGAGCAAGGCAUCAGGGGACAUCCCUAUAGGUUGCUGUUCGGAAACAAGAAAGAGGAAGCGAGGUUGAGGAAGGAAGCACUGUCCAAGCCCGUCGGCAGCCUCUCUCACAACAUUGUGGGACGUGUCAUCCCGUUUGUACAUCAUACUAUUCAGACUUACGGUGAAAUGUCGUUAUCAUGGAAUGGGAGAACUCCCAUUGUGUAUGUUACGGAUCCAGAAUUAGUAAAGGACAUUCUGUUUAACAAGUUUGGACACUUUGAGAGAGACAAAUUAAAUCCUCUCACCAAGUUAUUGGUAAAAGGACUGGUAAGCUACGAUGGAGAAAAAUGGGCUACACAUAGAAGAAUCAUCAAUCCCGCAUUCCAUCCAGAGAAGCUAAAGGGAAUGUUGCCAGCAUUUUCUACCAGUUGCAGUGAGCUUAUCACAAGAUGGGAAAGGUUGGCUGACUCAAAAGGGUCAUGUGAAGUGGACAUGUGGCCUGAACUCCAAAUUUUGAGUAGAGAUGUCAUCUCGAGGUCAGCAUUUGGUAGCAGCUAUGAAGAAGGGAGACGAAUAUUUGAACUCCAAUAUGAACUGGCCCACCUUGUUGUCCAGGCUGCUAUGUCUAUUUAUAUCCCAGGUUUCAGGUUUCUUCCAACAAAAAAGAACAAGAGGAUGAAAGAAAUUGCAAGAGAAGUGAGAGCUCUAUUGGAGGAAAUGGUCAAUAAAAGAGAAGAGAUAUUGAAAAAAGGAGGGGGCAGUACAAAUGAUUUAUUGGGCUUGCUAUUGAAAUACAACCAAGAACAUGACAUUUCAAAGGAUGUUAGGAUGAGUAUUGAUGAUGUGAUAGAAGAGUGCAAGCUAUUUUACUUUGCAGGACAGGAGACAACAUCAGUUUUGCUUACAUGGACAAUGAUUGUAUUGAGCAUACAUCCAGAAUGGCAGUUAAAAGCAAAGGAAGAAGUCUUGCAAGUCUUUGGAAGAAAUAAACCAGACUUUGAUGGCUUAAACCACCUAAAGAUUGUGACCAUGAUUUUAUAUGAAGUCCUCAGGCUGUACCCACCAGUGGUCAUGCUUAAUCGAUACACCAACAAGAAGAUAAGAUUACGGGAGAUUUCUUUUCCAUCUGGGGUAUUGUUUUCAAUGCCGGUCGUCUUCCUUCAUCAUAGCAAGGAACUUUGGGGCGAGGAUGCACAAGAGUUCAAUCCAGAGAGGUUUUCAGGAGGAGUUUUAAAUGCAACAAACAAUCAUGUCUCCUUCUAUCCAUUUGGAUGGGGUCCUCGACUUUGCAUUGGGCAGAAUUUUGCAUUGUUGGAAGCAAAGAUGGCUCUGACAAUGAUUCUGCAACAUUUUCAGUUUGAGCUUUCGCCCUCUUAUUGUCAUGCCCCUCACAAAGGCCUUACUCUUGAACCCCAAUAUGGUGCUCAAAUUAUAUUACAUAAACUAUAAAUUGCUUAUUUCCACACUAAUUAUUUGUAAUGAUCAUAUAAGUUGGAACAUUGAGUAUAUAUGGUAUUGAAAUUCAAGGCUUGUAAUGUAUUUAUCAUUCUCUCA
This is a messenger RNA of Nelumbo nucifera (sacred lotus), 1702 nucleotides long. RefSeq names its product cytochrome P450 CYP72A616-like. Gene Ontology annotation, molecular function: iron ion binding; oxidoreductase activity, acting on paired donors, with incorporation or reduction of molecular oxygen; heme binding. The record is from RefSeq and is a predicted model, not a curated record. Lineage: Eukaryota; Viridiplantae; Streptophyta; Magnoliopsida; Proteales; Nelumbonaceae.